UCUAAAGAGCUUUGACGUGUUGAGAUUUACUUCAACACGCUCGUUUUCCUUUGCCAGAACCACUACAAGAGAUUAUUUCUCCAUUUCUCAAUGUUCUGAUCCAGCUGACGAGGCCGAGGCACUGAGAAGGAUGCUGAGGGCUCGUCGCUCUACCAGCCCCGUCAAGGGGGCAUCUACGCAGCGCAGUCCCACCAGACACUCACCUGUUAAAGGUGGCACGUACAAUUCAGAGCUAAUGAGGGUGUUACGAGAAAGAGAUGAACUACAAAACAUGAUGGAGAAACACGAGCGGCACCUCUCAGAGAUCCAGGUCAAUGUUAAAGUGCUCACAGCUGAACGGGACAAGACCAGAAAGCACUACCAGCAGGCUCAAGAGGAGAUAGCAGCUCUACGUCGGGAGGUCAUGAUGUCAAAGGCUGCACGAGGGCCCAAGAGCAGUGUGACUGCACAGAGCAUCCUUAAACGAGUGGAGGCCGAGCGAGACGAGGCCACAGCAGACCUCCACCGCAUGACCACAGAGAGAGACAGCCUGAGAGAGAGACUCAAGAUCUCUCAGGAGACAGCCAUCAGCGAGAGAGCUCACCUGGAGCAGAGGGUGGAGGACCUGCAGGUUGCUGUACUCACAAGUCAAAAUGGAUACCUGGAGCAGGAGCGAGGAGAACAGAGAAGCAGGCACGCUCAGAUGAGGGAGACCAUGAUGGGUCUGGAGGAGGAAGUUCAAGUACUUGAGCGAAAACUCAGUGCCAGUGAGGAAGAGCUCAGCCGCCUCAGAAAUGAAUGCAGCAGCCUCAGACUGGCAAAUAAUCAGUUGGAAAUCUCUCUGUGUGAGAAUCAGCGAAGACUAACCUGCAGGAUUGGAGAGCUACAAAACACUCAUGAGAGAAAUAAAAUGCUGGAUGAAAAGAAUGACUCUCUCCUGAUGCAGGUGAGUGCUAUGCAAGAGGAAGUGAACACGCUGCUGUGUACGGUCUCAGAGCUGGACCAGCACAGAGACUCGCUGCAGGAACAACUGGAGAAAAAGGCAGAUCUGCUCAGCUCAGCAAGUGACCAGCUAGAUGAGAAGGAGAAAACCAUUAGGAGCUUAAAACUGAGAACCGAGAAUCUUGAGACAACUCUAAUUGUGUUAUGUUCACCAUCCAGAACUCUGAGGGAGACCAUAGCUGGCAGAGAAAGAGAGCUGGAUGUUCUGAAGAGGAAGCUGUCUGACUCUGAAAGCGAGAUGGGCACAGUGAUUAAAGUCAAAGACGCCACAUUACAAGAGAACGGUCAGCUGAGGGACGACCUUGACAAAGCACGUCUGGAAAUUCAGACUCUACAGCUCAAGCUGGAUGAAGCUAAUGAGGAAAUAGAAGACUUGCAGAAAAAAGUCCAAGUUCACAUUGCUGACAUCUUACGCACUGAAGAUCUGUUGUCUGCUAAGGAGCGUGAGUGCAGAGAACUGCAAGAGUCUCGAAGGAAAGUGUCUCUUCAGAUGGAAAGCUGGGAGGAACAGGCCAGACACGCUGAAACCACUGUCAUCGAACUCCGUCUUGAGCUUCACAACUCUAACUUAGAGAUACUUCGACUCAAAGAAAGAGCAGACAGCCUGGAGAGCAGCCUGCAACAGGCACUGAGUGCAGAGCGGAGUUGUACUAGUCAGCUGUCUCAGCUGAACCGAAAGAUGAUUCACAUGGAGGAAGAUCUGCGUCAGGCCCAGACUGAGCGCACACAGGUGCAGACUGACCUGGAAAAAACACGGGAGCUCUGCGUCAAACUGGAUGUCAGCAAAGAAGCUGUGCAGCGUGAGCUGGAAUCAUGCCGCUCUGAGAUUGAGCUGUUACAGAAGCAGCUGAGCGGUGAACGUCUGUCUGUUCAGACUUUGGAGAGCUUGCUGGUGUCUUCACGAGAAAAGGAGUUACAGAGGCAGCUCACCUCUCAGGAAAGACAGACCGAAAUACAAAUUCUCAAGGACAAACUCAGCAUGGCUGACAGCAAAGUGAGUUCUCAGAGUAGGCAAAUGGCUCAGCUGAGGACACCACACCUUGCCAGUUCUCUUGAAUAA
This is a messenger RNA of Sinocyclocheilus anshuiensis, 2041 nucleotides long. Its product is annotated as testis-specific gene 10 protein-like. The record is from RefSeq and is a predicted model, not a curated record. NCBI's taxonomy places the organism in Eukaryota, Metazoa, Chordata, Actinopteri, Cypriniformes, Cyprinidae. The coding region runs from base 131 to 2041 and encodes 636 amino acids. The transcript is spliced from 17 exons.